UCGAUGGGUGCAGAAGUUACUGUACUUUAUGAGUUAGCUCCAAGAGAUAAUGAGAUGAACGCCACAAUGUACCAGCAACUGACGGAUGAAUCACCAGUACCAUCUGCUCUUCAUAGCUUGUCUGACUUUGAUUUGUCAGAAAAGUCGUCUCUCGGAUCACCUGAGCACAGGCGUGACCUCGAAGAGCAGCGUGGCACACUGGCGCUUCUGCCAAACAAGUUUCCCCCAGAGUUAUUAAUGGAGCAUCUGCAAGAAAUUCGAAUCCUGAGACAACGUUUAGAGUACUCCAUAAAAACUAAUGAGAGACUGAGGAAGCAGCUUGAGAGACAAGUAACAGACAAGGAACUAGAUCAAGGUUCUGCAAACAUUUUUAUCCGUGGCUCAGAGCAGCAUAAUUCCCUGACUUCUGAAAUACAUUUCCUGAGGAAGCAAAAUCAAGUUCUGAAUGCAAUGCUAGCAAAAGGAUCCAGAGAUAAACAAAAGGAAAAUGAAAAGUUAAGAGAAUCUCUUUCUAAAAAGAAUGCAAUCAUCGAGCAUCUUCAUGAGGAUUAUGAAUGCGUCAAGAAAGAAAAUGAAAGGUUGCAAAAACAAAUUGGCCAAAAGGAAGAUGAAACCAGAUAUCUGACAUGUCAGAUUUACAGCAGUCGUAAUGAAUUAAACAGGUUGCAAACAGAAAUUAAUGUAAAGCAACAUCAGCUCUCUGAGAAUGAGAAGUUACUGCAGUCGCUCCGAACAGAGAUCAAGGUUUAUGAAAAGCUGGAGGAAGCAAGAAGGAAGGGGGCAGAUCCCAGGUGUGAUGCAUCAGAAGAAUUCCGAAAAGAUCAGAAUAAUCCACUUGACUUACAUGAACUAUUGACUGAAAUACAGAGUUUGCGAGUGCAGCUUGAAAGAAGCAUAAACACAAACAAGUCUUUACAUGAAAAAUUAGAGGAGCAGCUUUCAAAAGAAAAGAGAGAGGAAGUGGGAUCAGUGUCAGCUGUUCAUAUCAACUAUCUUUUCAAACAGGAAUCUCAGCAUUAUGCAGGAAUGAACGAGCUCUAUAGCGUUUACUAA
This is a messenger RNA of Mesitornis unicolor (brown roatelo), 1053 nucleotides long. Its product is annotated as CDK5 regulatory subunit-associated protein 2-like. The record is from RefSeq and is a predicted model, not a curated record. Gene Ontology annotation, molecular function: protein kinase binding; transcription cis-regulatory region binding; calmodulin binding. The transcript is spliced from 8 exons. The coding region runs from base 4 to 1053 and encodes 349 amino acids. Lineage: Eukaryota; Metazoa; Chordata; Aves; Mesitornithiformes; Mesitornithidae. Gene Ontology annotation, cellular component: microtubule plus-end; pericentriolar material; perinuclear region of cytoplasm. Gene Ontology annotation, biological process: regulation of mitotic cell cycle spindle assembly checkpoint; centriole replication; positive regulation of DNA-templated transcription.